GGGCCGCUGCUGGCGUGCGCGCGUUGCCAGCUGCUGUUGGGGGUUUUUGGCUCUCUUCGUCCUUUCGGCACCUCCAGUCUCAUUCCUCAAUAUGAAGGCUCUGAGCCCGGUGCGCGGCUGCUACGAGGCGGUGUGCUGCCUGUCUGAACGCAGCCUGGCCAUCGCGCGCGGUCGCGGCAAGGGUCCCGCAGCCGAGGAGCCGCUGAGCCUGUUGGACGACAUGAACCACUGCUAUUCGCGCUUGCGGGAACUGGUCCCUGGAGUCCCGCGAGGCACUCAGCUUAGCCAGGUGGAAAUCCUGCAGCGCGUCAUCGACUAUAUCCUCGACCUGCAGGUGGUUCUGGCUGAGCCCGCUCCUGGACCCCCAGACGGCCCGCAUCUUCCCAUCCAGACAGCUGAGCUCGCUCCGGAACUUGUGAUUUCCAACGACAAGAGGAGCUUCUGCCACUGACCUGGCAGUCCUGGCGCCUCCAGAAUGCAGGUGCUGGCGCCCGUUCCGCCUGGGACCCCGGGACCCUCUACGGCCGGAAGCCCGAGGGCAUGGAUGGGCCCCAACCUCGCCCUGCCCACUUGACUUCCCCGAACCCCUGCCUCGAGCCUGGACCUGGCGCCCGGGAGCGAAGGACUGUGAACUUGGGUGGCCUAAAGAGCCAGAGCUAGCUCUGGGCACCAGCUGGGCGACGUCUCCCGGCCCCCACCCCACCCCUAAGUUUUAAAGUCUUUCUUUCACAAGUGUGGAGGUUGAGGGGGGGUGGCUGCUCUCCAAAGUCUGCCAAGGCAGCAGUAGAGCUAGUCUUCUGGUCUCCUUGGAGAAAGGCUCUGUUGCCCUGAUUAUGAACUCUAUAAUAGAGUAUAUAGCUUUUGUACCUUUUUUGCAGGAAGGUGACUUUCUGUGACCAUGCAAUGUAUAUUAAACUUUUUAUAAAAGUUAACAUUUUGCAUAAUAAACGGUUUUUAAACACUUGA
Molecule: messenger RNA, 966 nt
Organism: Mustela erminea (ermine)
Lineage: Eukaryota; Metazoa; Chordata; Mammalia; Carnivora; Mustelidae
Gene: ID3
Product: inhibitor of DNA binding 3, HLH protein
Exons: 3
Coding region: 92-451 (119 amino acids)
Biological process (GO): circadian regulation of gene expression; negative regulation of transcription by RNA polymerase II; cell differentiation
Cellular component (GO): cytoplasm; nucleus
Molecular function (GO): transcription regulator activity; protein dimerization activity
Source: RefSeq, a predicted model, not a curated record